Molecule: messenger RNA, 735 nt
Organism: Recurvomyces mirabilis
Lineage: Eukaryota; Fungi; Ascomycota; Dothideomycetes; Mycosphaerellales; Teratosphaeriaceae
Exons: 1
Coding region: 1-735 (244 amino acids)
Source: RefSeq, a predicted model, not a curated record
AUGCCCAAAGCAAAAUCAGAAAGCAAAACCAAAGCAGCCCGAAAAGAUCCCAUCUCAACCAAAACCAAACCCCCAGCCAAACUAAAAGACCCAAAAGCAUCACACCUCUACACAGACGACAACCCCAGCACAACAAUCCACGGCACCGGCUUCAAGGACUCCGCAGCCGCCAUCAGAACUCUAGAUCUCAUCAAGGACCGCUCUCUCAUCUACCAAUGGCAAACAGUAAAUACCAUGUACAACCGCGCCAAGCACCAUCCAGCUAUGAAGAAAGCCGUCGAUGGGGCGGCGAGUACGCAGGAUAUGCGGAAUGCUAUGGAGGUUUUCAAGACGUGGUUGGAGGAGACCUAUCCGGCUUCCAAGGCUGCGUUGAGGGGUUCGGAGGGCUUUAAGCCAUUGUUGAGUAAGAAGGUUGUCGAACGCUACCUCUCCCGUAUCGAGGAGAGUGGGAGUGUUGGUGAGCAGGCGAAGGCGUUCGCGAGGAUGUAUGUUGCUUUGCCCAAGGGGAAGAAACUGGGCAAUGUGCUGGUAGAUGAUGGGAAGCCGACUGAGGCUGAUUGGGACCGGAAGCGGUAUGAUGUUUUGUGUGGGAUUGUGGCGGCGGGGAAGGAUGAGGGUGGGGAGGAGGGCUGGAAGGUUUCUGAGCUUUGGGCGGACGAUAGGGUUGUUACGGGGCAGCAUUUGGAGUUGAUUGCUUUGGCGUGGAGUCCUGUCAAGGAGGCGAAGUUGCCGUGA